ACCCCCAUUUAGGGUACUAUGCGAGGGUAGCGGUAAAAGUGACUCGUGUUCAGAGCACCGUACAAGGGCAGCGGUAGAAGUGACCCCCAUUUAGGGUACUGUACGAGGGUAGCGGUAAAAGUGACUCUCAUGCGGUGCACCGUACCUUUAGUACUCGAGUUAUUUGAAUACGAAAUAUCAAAAACAUUGCAAAAUUAACAAUUAUGAACCCAUAAUUCAAAAUUUUAAAUCAGCCUUGAAUUAUCAACGCUUAUACUCGUGACUAUUAGUUAAAUUACAGUUAAAUUUGUUUAUAAUAGUUUAGUUAUUCGUUUUCAAUCUUAGAACGGGCCUGUCUCGCACUUAGUUAUUUAAUGGUUAGUUACUUAUUUUUGCUUGACAGGUUGGUAGCACUGCCACACAUAUAAAGCUUGAUAACCUCGAACUAGUAACGCAAGAGACACGAAUUGUGAUUGUGAUCAAUUGAAAUUUAAUCAAUUACUAUAACUAAUUUAUUAUUUGUAUAUUAAUACGGACACUAAGUCCGUAUUAAGUGAUUUGGUUACAAAUGGAGGAAGAAAAUGAUAAUGAGCAAAAUUUAAUAGCUAUGCAAGCAAUGCAUGAAGCACAAGAGCAAAUGCAGGAAUUGUAUGAGGUAGAGGAAGAACAAGAAGAACAGCAAGCAGACGAAAUGGAACAGAUGCAAGAUAUGAAUGAAAUGCAACAAAUGGAAGAGUCACAAGAUUCAAUGCAGCAAUCUGUCACGCCAGAGGAAGCAGACUACAUGGAAAACUCCAACUCAAUGCAAUCUAGUGAAAACACAAUGGAUUCUAACCAAGAAGUUGAGAUUCCACCAGUGCUUGAGCAACUGCUGGCAUUCAAAGAUCAAAGAGAAGAAGAUGAGUACAAUGAGUUUCAACAAAGUGUGCAGGUUGAGGACUCCAAUUCACAAUCACAAGAAAGUGCACCAUUAGAACCUGAAGAAGAAGAUGACGAAGAAAAUACUAUUCAGGAACAAGGUGUGAUUGUACAGAAAGAAGCAGAAAAAGAGCCCAAAAAGGACCGCGACGGAAAACUGACCAAGAACCAAAAGAAAAAGAACAGAAAGAAGAACAAGAAAAAACAAAACUCACAAAAUAAAGAGCAACAGGAAAAGGACACUGAUAAAGAAAACGAAGAUGAAACUAACAAAGAAAAAGAUGACAAGGAAAAAGACGAGAAUAAGAAAGAAACUGGUGAAACAGACGUCGAAGUUGAAUAUAUUCAAGAAUCACUUGGUCUACACGAAUUAGCACCUCAAUAUCGCCAGUUUUUCCACAUUUUCGAAGCGUUCAAGAUCGCCGAUCGUAAAAACGAUAUUCCUCCUCCGAUGUUAGCAAUUCCCACAGCGUUAUCCACGAAAAUGCCAGUUCCAAUCAUGGGCGAUCAGUUCCAAGACGAACCUGAUGAUGAUCCAGACAAGAAAAACGAUGAUAAAUCUAAACUCUCCAAGCGUAAGCUGAAGAAACUGACGCGGUUAAGCGUCGCCGAACUUAAGCAACUAGUCAAUCGUCCUGAUGUCGUCGAGAUGCACGAUGUCACUGCACGUGAUCCUAAAUUAUUGGUUCAGUUGAAAGCACAUCGAAAUACUGUGCAGGUACCGAGACAUUGGUGUUUCAAGAGGAAGUAUCUACAAGGUAAGCGUGGUAUUGAAAAACCACCUUUCAAUCUGCCUGAUUUUAUUAAACGGACUGGUAUUAUGGAAAUGCGGGCGUCGCUGCAGGAUAAGGAUGAGAGUAAGACGUUGAAAGCGAAGAUGCGUGAACGUGCACGUCCUAAAAUGGGUAAAAUUGAUAUCGAUUAUCAAAAAUUACACGAUGCUUUCUUCAAAUGGCAGACGAAACCAAAAAUGACGAUCCACGGCGAUUUGUACUACGAAGGUAAAGAAUUCGAAACGCGCCUGAAAGAAAAGAAACCUGGUGAUUUAUCAGAAGAAUUGCGUACUGCGCUUGGUAUGCCCGUUGGUCCUAGCGCAUCGAAAGUCCCACCCCCAUGGCUGAUUGCCAUGCAACGUUAUGGCCCGCCUCCUAGUUAUCCUAACCUGAAAAUCCCCGGUCUUAAUGCGCCUAUCCCCGAAGGUUGUUCGUUCGGUUACCAUGCCGGCGGCUGGGGUAAACCACCCGUGGAUGAAAACGGCAAACCGUUGUACGGUGACGUUUUCGGUACGAUUAUACUCAACCUCGACGAUUUGGGCGACGACGUCGCAGUCGAACGCACACUCUGGGGUGAACUCGAAUCCGAGUCUGAGGAAGAAAGCGAAGAGGAAGAGGAACAAGAGGAUGAAGAAAAAGAAGCGGAUGAAAGCGGUUUGGUUACACCUGCUGAGGGAAUGGUAACACCCAGUGGACUUACAUCGAUCCCAGCUGGCAUGGAAACACCCGAAACAAUCGAGUUACGGAAGAAAAAGAUUGAAGCUGAAAUGGAAGGCACUGAAACACCAGUGCUGUAUCAUGUGUUGCCUGAGAAGAGGAACGAUCGUAUUGGUGGAUCCAUGAUGGCAAGCAGCCAUGUUUAUGACAUGACAGGAGUCGGAGCUCCGCCCCCAGCAGUCAUCUCAGCCCGAAGAGGUGGCGCUGCCGCUGCGCCGGAAAGAGAAGGCACAGUCGAACUUGCGCUGGAUCCUUCCGAGUUGGACAUGGAUAGCGAUGCUAUGGCGGUGCGGUACGAGCAGCAGAUCAGAGAGAAUCAAUCACAGCUGCAGAAGGAAGAUCUCAGCGACAUGCUGGCAGAGCACGUUGCUAAACAGAAGAGCAAACGUAAGCGGCAGCAGAAUGCCGACACGAAGCAAACGAAGAAAUACAAGGAGUUUAAAUUUUAAGGUAAAAAUUAAUUCUAAGUUCAUUUCUCGCAUCAUCAUAAAAUAAUUUUAUAAAUUGAGGAAGGUUAAAAAAAGAUGUUCACUCUUAAGAAAAUAUUAAUUACACUUAACAUUA
Molecule: messenger RNA, 2951 nt
Organism: Dalotia coriaria
Lineage: Eukaryota; Metazoa; Arthropoda; Insecta; Coleoptera; Staphylinidae
Gene: Sf3b2
Product: splicing factor 3b subunit 2
Exons: 5
Coding region: 548-2836 (762 amino acids)
Cellular component (GO): nucleus; U12-type spliceosomal complex
Source: RefSeq, a predicted model, not a curated record